This is a messenger RNA of Salarias fasciatus (jewelled blenny), 484 nucleotides long. It is a transcript of the gene kncn, whose product is annotated as kinocilin. The transcript has 5 exons. The coding region runs from base 9 to 443 and encodes 144 amino acids. The record is from RefSeq and is a predicted model, not a curated record. Lineage: Eukaryota; Metazoa; Chordata; Actinopteri; Blenniiformes; Blenniidae.
CCUCCUGAAUGAACCCGGUCAGUGUCGGGGAGUACCACGGGCUGAGGGUGGGCUCGGCCCUGCUCAGCAUCGUGGCGGGCUGCAUCAUCAUUGGAGUGUCCAGAGAGUGUGACGCUGAUGCUGUGGGAGGAAUCUUCCUGGGAGCCGGCGGGCUGGGCCUGCUCAUUUCCAUCUACCCGUUCAUCAAAGCCUGGCUCAACAUCAAUCACAUCCUCCCAUCCUUCGGAAACUUCCGAGUUCACCCGUCCACUGCUCCCGCCAUGGAUCAGCCAGCAGACGCUUUGAGACGAGAUGGCACUCAGAGUCAGAUCAACCUGGAGCGCUCCAAGAGUCGGAUGGGGACAUUCAUGGAGGGCGGAGCUAUGGCCGAGACCAACCCUGAUGAAGGGACAUCUUCAGACAUGCCGGAUGUGUUAUCCAGAAGGAAACUCGACCUGCCAUGACAUCACUGAUGCUCUAUCCAAUCAGAGCUGACCUCUGCUCU